UCCACACCGAGCUCGUCUCGCACCGAAAUCCUAGAAAUCAUUAUCCGUCAAUAAAUGGAAUCUAUCGAUCGGAAAAUAAACGCGAAAAUCGCGAAUCAAUUCUUCGUGCGGUAACUCGAGUUCAUUGUCUUGAUCGAAAGUCCCUUAGGAAACGAGCACGUGACUUUCGCACAGCUAUAUAGCAAAGUGAUCGAUUUGGUGUUAAUAUAGUAAAGUUGAGUUUUCGCAAAGAUUAAAGGUGGCUCGGCACAUAAGUGGAUUGAUCGAGGAUCCGGCAGGUCAGGGCUAGAGAUUUAUGUGUCUGAUAUAUACUCUUGACGACGUCACCGACUGUUACACUAGCUUGUAGGCAUCGAUCCAAAGAUCAGACGAUGUGUGAAGUGGCAGUUCUCAAUUUUCAAAAUAGCUCUGAAUGUUAUCAACUUUUUAACAUCAUAUAAAUAAAAUAAAUGACCACGUCGUAAGACAGAUUUGCAUACGAUUGGCUAAAUGAGAGAAGUUUAACGAACUCAGUAUCCAUCCACAUUGCAGCAUCAUAAAUUUUAACUACGUGAAUUCGAGUUCUGUAUUUCGAAAUGAAUACAAAUAGCACCCGAAAUACGUUCUGUGCAAGGCGAUUUUUGUUCAGAUCUAGUGAAGAAUUUUUAACAACGACAAACCUUAACCCAGCGAAAAUAGCGGAGAAUCGCUUCGGAACGUUUGCAUAAAGCAAUAACUUAGUUUCUCUUGAAUUUUUAAUUGAGUGACUGAAUGGACGGGCGGUUCCGUUUCGAUGCUUCUCUUCCCCGUGGAACGUGUGCGUGUCGUGCGUCUGUGCAGAACGGACAAAGGAAACAGUAGGGCGUGAUAAAUGCGGCUUCGAGCCAGGACUCGACGUUCCUCGUGUCGGAAGUCGAUGAACUCGAGAAGCUGACGAAAACUAAUCCAGUCGACCGGACACGUGUGACAGAUCCGUUCUAUUCUUCUCCUCUGUCAACAAACAGCGCCACAGCUUUCGUUUAUCUUGACCUAUCGUCCGAUUCAUCAACUUUCGCCCUUCAGCAUGGCACACUUACGGAGACCAAUGAGGCGGGACCAUUACAAGCCUUUUGGAAGGAGAAGGGGCUCGGCGGACUCGAACUACUCGCAGCCGAGCUCAGAUCUCUCGCUGGACGAGGAGAAGGAGAGCUUGCGACGCGAGAAGGAGAGGCAGGCCCUCAAUCAACUCGAAAAAGCCAGAUCGAAGCCGGUAGCGUUUGCAGUGCGGACCAACGUGAGCUAUGACGGAUCCGUCGACGAUGACUCACCCGUCCACGGCUCAGCCGUCAGCUUUGACGUCCGCGACUUUCUUCACAUCAAGGAGAAGUACGACAACAAUUGGUGGAUCGGCAGGCUCGUGAAAGAGAACUGCGACGUGGGUUUCAUCCCGUCACCGGUGAAGCUGGAGGCCUUGAGGCUGCAGGCGAGCGCGGCACGUGGCACGAAGGGCCUCUAUUCGACGCGAGGAGGGUCUUCAGGGAACCUUGGCGAGAGUGGUAUGCCCUCACGUGGUUCCACACCACCUACGCCAGGUGACGACAGCGACAGCGUCGGGAACGUGCGGCCCGGCAAAGCGACCCUGACAACCCCACCUGCUAAGGAAAAGCGGAAGAACUUCUUCAAGAAGCCGUCCUACGAGACGACGACCCCCUACGACGUGGUGCCCUCCAUGAGGCCCGUGGUGCUGGUCGGGCCGUCGCUCAAGGGUUAUCAGGUGACGGACAUGAUGCAGAAGGCGCUCUUCGAUUUUCUCAAGCAUCGCUUCGAAGGCAGGAUUAUUAUCACGAGGGUAAUGGCCGAUAUUUCGUUAGCAAAGAGAUCCUUGCUGAACAAUCCAACUAAAAGAGCGAUCAUGGAGAGGUCGACUAGCAGGAGUAGUUGUUUAGCGGAAGUUCAGCAAGAGAUCGAAAGGAUUUUCGAACUUGCACGGACUCUUCAGCUAGUUGUUUUGGACUGCGACACCAUAAACCAUCCGUCGCAGUUGGCGAAGACCAGUUUGGCGCCCACGAUCGUGUACUUGAAGAUCUCUUCGCCAAAGGUUCUGCAAAGGCUGAUCAAGACCCGUGGAAAGUCGCAGAUACGUCACCUUAACGUACAAAUGGUGGCCGCGGAAAAACUGGCGCAAUGUCCGCCAGAAAUGUUCGAUGUCAUCCUUGACGAAAAUCAGUUAGAGGAGGCAUGCGAACACGUGGCCGAGUAUUUAGAAGCGUACUGGAGGGCGACGCAUCCGCCGGACUUUUCCACGGUGCCGCGCGCCGUGCCUGCGCCUGAUGCAUCGGCAGAUACGUACACGCAACGCGUGCCAUCAGGUGCCCCUCAUGAGCCUUAUUACCAUCGAAGAGGAGCCGGUUACGGCGCUGGAGAUGUCAGCGGCGGAACGAGAAGAUCGCGGUUGGAGCGGAUGGAUCGCGAUCGGGGUGAUCGCAUAGAUCACGAUUACGGCGAGGAGGAACACGGGGUCGAUUACGGUAGUGCCUCGAGACGUCGUCAGCAGCAGGACUCGCGUGCUCUUAAUGCUAUUUAGGAGCUGGGGCCCCGGGGCCUGUCGCUUCAGCGCUGUCCCCACCUGCGCACCACCGCCCUUUAGCGGGCUCGCCUCCCGGUAACGCUACCGAACGCUAGGAUGUGCGCAACGCUACCUCGCGAUAAGAUCGCUGCGCUCUGUUAGUGGGGCUGUUUCCUGUCGCGCUAUUCUACGCUAAAUGAAAGAAAGAGAGGAGAGUAAAAAGUAAAGCACAGAAAUGCAGAUCGGCUGACACGAGUAUAAAAUCAGUGAGUAUAAAAGACGCUACCAUAUAUCGAUUCUAUCCGGACCCGCACCUCGACCUUGAAACCGUUGACGGUUUAUCUCCGCGUACCUGUUCAACCUGGAGAACCUCGCUAUCAAUACGUUACCAUUCGCCAGCAGCGUGCACGCUAGUUUCCGGAAAAAACGUUCUGCGCUUGCAUUUUUAUUCGCCGCGCUCUAAAGAGGAAGUAUAAAAAUUGUAUAUAUACAUGUGUAUUAUAUCAGAUUUUAUUAUGCUGUUCAAUUAGAGAAUACGAUUCAGUUGCUCUAACUGUUUGGAGAAUUUUUCAACAUGCUCACAUGCGUGCAUUCUUAUCUUCCGAAAGCCCUUGCACCGUUAUGAAGUUCGUUGCUACUACUAUUUAUUCCUUUACGCCGUCGGGUAUCUCGAUAACGUUCGCGAUCAAUUUACUUGUGUAUAAUUAUCUUUCGCUAAUGACAAAUCAACAAGAACGGUUUUUUGACGAUAAAAUAUCGAAAACUUUUUCUUCUUCUUCUUCUUCUUCUGCUACCAACCACCAGCGGCGUGCACGUGUGGUUAUCAAAACACCUUCACUCCGACAACCGACUCACUUAUCGUCGAAUUAACGUGAUACCCAAAAUCAAAAUCACCGUUCUUGGAAAUUGCCGAACGAGUUCCAUCAGCGCGUCACCCAAUUCCACAUGAUUCGCACAUGUCACCCUAUCUAGAAACAUAUCUUCACCUUCGUGUACAUUCGCGUCCCGCUUCGCCAAUCGAUAUCUCAAUUAACGUCACGAGCGCGUAUCACUCUGACGAUGUCAUCACCCGCGACUGCGGAGUUAUGCCACUCGCUCGAUCAUACCGGACCACCGAACAAUCCACACGCACAAACAUCAUCGAAAUGUAUUUGUCCGAUGACGUACGCACGCUACUCUUAAGAGCUCCGCCGUACUAUAUCGAGAGAACAUGUCAACCGCUCAUCAUAACGAUUACCUAUGCCAAACGUCAAUUGCUCACCGUAAUGACUCCUGAAUCACGACGGGAUGCACGUUACUUGGCAUCCUCGCGAGGCCAUCUUUUAUGCUAUUUUGUACGAAGAAUAACAUUGAAUAAUUCUCUUAAAAAAGAAAACACACAUACCGGUGCUCCUCGUUAAAUGCGUUAUUCAAAGUCGUGCGCGUGUUAAACCAGACCGACCUUACAUAUUCUUCAUGCGAGAGAAAUAUUGCAAAACUUACUCUCGAAUCUUUCCACAGAUCCCCGGAUGCGAUCGCAAGCAAAUGGCACGAAAAAUUCUUUCAGUCUCGCCAUAUUCAGUGUAUUAAACUAACGGUUGGCAGUCCACCGAAAUUAAUUAUUGUCAAACAAACAUCUUCACACGUACAUUUUGACACAUCCGUAUUUUUCGAGGGGGAUCCUAUUUCUGGACACACACGCAUAUCCUCGUGUGCGAAAUCUCGAAAGUGUCAUGAUAAGGACAAAUUUUUUUCAAUAUUCAUAUACGAUUUUUUAAUUGUCGAAAAAAAAAAAAGUUUAUCACGAAUGCUUAAGGCUGGUUCGAGCGUAGUUUAACGGUCGUUUUGCCAAAACGAUCUUCCUAACAGGGAGCUCUGGUUGAAUCGAGACGAUCUUCCAGUGUCCUUGUCCAUCGCAGGACGAAUCCCGUUCGCGGAAUCAGCUCGACGACACUAGUAGACGCGCGAGAUAAUCGCGUGGGACGAGGAGACUAAGACAGAAAGUGCACUCGUAAAAGAGUGAAGAGAGCCCUGGGGCCUUAAUCCCUGCACACCGACUCCUCCCAGGCCCCAAAACCCGACCUUUAUGUCGAACAGCGAUCGGCGAUCGAUCUCUUGUGAUCGCGAAAAGAAAAAAAAAAAAGAAACCGAGAUUUGACUUCUAUCCUAGAUGCAAAGAGCAUUUGACUUCUAUUCUAGAAUUUAAUUGCAUAGGAGAUAAUAAUGACGAUUAAUUAUAAUUGAUGAAAUUUAACGUUUAUCUAGAGACGUGAUUUACGAUCGGUAUAAUUGUUAGCAGCUAAUUGCGCCCGCAACCGAACACGAAGAAGCUUUAAACGAGACUUCGCAGUUGAUCAUAGAGAUCUCAAUUCGAUCGUCGAUCGUGGCGGCGGAUGUAGCCACCAUAACUUUACUGAUCGCUGAGGAGCGAUCUGCGAUCGACACGACUUCGCAAUCUCGAAUUUGAUCGUAGAAAAUUGAAAACCGUCAUCAGUCGCGAUGACGGGCGUAGCUGAAGCGACUUAACGAUCAACGUAGUGAUACUUACCAUCUCUCCGAUCACGUAAUUAAUUAGACAGACCAAUGUAGAGAGACCGAGGCGUUUUUUGGGGGAGUGUAUAAUUUAUGAAGCACCGAUGCACCGACAGCGCGUGGCUCGAAAUCGGAAGAUGUCGGUGCACUGAAUCCAUUGAAAGUUUUUUCGAUUUUGAUCGUCGACGAUCUAUCGCGCCGCUAUGAUGUGUUUAUACGAUUUAUUAGAGCUAUGCAAAAAAUUAAAAAAAAAAAAGUAUACACUGAUACACAUACGUUACGCAUCAAGGGGAAACGCUUUGUGUACAUAGUAUACAUAUAUACAUAAAUUGUACACUCAAGUGACAACUCCAUCUGUACAACUCGACAACUUUUAAUCGAGAUAAGAGAAAAUUAAGAGAGAUAACUGUUCAGCGGAGAUGUGGAUAAAAAUUACUUAGCUCUUUCGUGGAUGUAAUGAUAGACUGAAACUUACAGAUAUAAUCUGAAUUUUAUCGUAAUAGUUAUAUGUAACUAAAUUUAAUUAUUAUACAACUAAAUUUUUCAGCUUAUGAUUGAUGAAAAGGCUCGAUAUUAUCGAUCGCUUCAACUAACACGUUAAAUUCGCUUCUCAAACGUCUGGCUGGAAUUAUUCCAAUAAAUUAAAUUUUUCUUCAACGUGGCAAAAACAUCUUCUGCGUAUUUUUAUUCACAUUUUCCACCACAACGGCGUUAUGUAAAUACUGUAAGAAGCCUUUAACGAGUGCCGUUCAAGUAUUCACACGGCGUUGCUACGCUGCGUAUAAUGCGGAUCGGCAUUCAGCUGAAAGAUACUUGUAAUUAGAUCUUCGAUUUGUUUUUACGUUGAAAAUUAUAACGUUAUAAUGAAAAAGUAUUUAUCGCGUCACGGGAAGCUCUUAGUAUUGUGACAUGCUCAUCGCAAUUCUCUGUCGAUUCCAGCGCGUGGAGGAAUCCGACCGACUGUAGGUAAAAAAAAAAAAAAAAAUGGUGAAAGAAGAUCGAUCGUGUCGAUCUAUUUUGCAGACACACGUACGCGAAACAUUUCCCGCUUAGGAUGAUACGAUUAUCCCCCCCUCCCGCCCCGGAGAAGUAAACGUAACAUUUGACGAGAAUAAAAUUUACGAAGAUCUUAAGGCGUUCUCGCGGCCAAGUAGCUCGGAAUAGAUUACGGCCAUCGGCGUAAGUCAUCACUUAGGAUUAUUAAUCGGGAACUUUUCCUAUAUAUACGUACGCGGUGGCUAUGUGCGAAUGCCGCGCUUUUGAUUAGCGGUGUCCUACAUUGUGUAUGUCGCUAUAUGAACUAGCAUAAACUAGGCGCGGGUAAUCUCGAGUUUGCUUUUUUAUACGUUUUUCCGAGUCAGUCUGUUCGCCGAUUCUUUCGCGAGUCGGGCAACAGCUGUCAGCUAUUCUCUUUUUUGGGGGAGAGAGCAUUGUCGAAAGUAUCAAAGCGAUCAUCUAGCGUCGAGGAGUUACUCACGUACACUCUUUUUUCACUCUAGACGCCGCAGUUCACGGCGCACGAGUACACUUCGAUAUACAUUUUUUGCGAUUGAUUCUCGAUGCAUUUAUGAGAAUUACGAAAUAUCGUAUUGUGAUUGGAAUUCAUACAGAUCACCCUGUUUGUUUCAUUGUUCGCUAUUUAAACAUUAGAUAGGCAUGUAUGAUUGGCAAGGAAUGUAACGUUCGAAAACUGAUUUUUAUGAUUGAAUAAUAAUAUGUAACUCUUCUUUAAUUGGUACCUAUUUGCCGCAUAUUUUUUAUAAACGUAUAAAUUUAUUAGAAAAAAAUAAAGAAAUUAAAUUUUUCUUUAAUUAUAUCGAGACUGAAUUAAUCGGAACAUUGAUUUCUCAGUAUAAAAGAUUAAUUUUUUUUCUUUGGGAGGCUUUGCAAUCGAUGAUCGGUACCAAUUAAGGACACGUCUCUUGGAGGAAGCGUGUCGCGAAGCACAAUUGAUUUGCGCGCGCUACGGUUACAUUUGUUUAUCUCUUUUAUAAUAUUUAGAUAGACAUAUAUUUAUACGAAUAUCCGUCUCUCUCUCUGGAGAAGUUCGGAGCUUCGCAUGAGAUUUCGUGCCGACGCGAAUUAUCGCGCCAAUAUUUGCUUAUCAGUGUUGAGGAUGUAAAUUUUAUCUUAGGGAGAAGUUUUGUAAAAUGAGAUAUAGAUAUAAAUAUCUAACGUCGUGCGUUCGAAUAAGGAAAUCGAGAGCAGUGGAAGUUCCGUUCUUCAGCAAAUCGAUCGAUUGAAAAUCAUCGCUGUCAUCUCGACAUAAGGUUUCCGUAAUACAUUUCGACACAUCCCGAGGUGAUUUCGCGCGCGACACAUUUUGAGACGAUUAGUCACGAGGUCCUUUCGCAGCCCAGACUUGUACAUAAGUUUCGUCAUGAUCGCUGUGAAUCCAUAUAGACAUUCACGUUGUUUUUGCUUCCGUGCGACAAUUUCGUUUCCCGCGUUUGACUCGCAUUGAAAAGCCAUUUGAAAUUGCGAGUGAACGUGUUCUCGGUAUUAAAGAAUUUGCUUAAUCUUCAAAUGUAUGCUAAUAAACGAAUAGCAAUGAUUUAAUAGAUAAGGAACUUCCAAACAUCUGCAUUUGCUUUAAAAACGACUACAUGAUAUUAAUAUAUUAAUUCCUUAAUGUUAAAAUUUGAUUUAUAUUUCUUGUGACUUUCUUUCGGACAUUCUUGUCCUUUUUCUGACAUAGUUAGAAUAAAUUUGCAAAUUGUUACAAGAUAAUCUUACUGGAAAUAAAUUUAAAACAUUCUGAAUAAAAUAUGAAUUCAACAUUUUUUAAUAAAAUGCUAAUGUACUAAUAUUAUAGUAAAAUUUAGUAAUACAAUUUCUUUGCAGAUCGAGACUAUCGCUCGAUACGUUGUGCUUGUACGAUUGAUUGAUUAUUUGUAGACUACAGGGAGAUCCCAGGAAAGCUGUACGUUAUAGUUGUUCAAGCUUUAUCUUACAAUAUCUUUUCAUUGUGUCGAGAUGAACGUUUUUAUAUAAUAUUUUAUAACUUUUCAGGAUAAGCAGCGAUAGAGAUUCACACGCUCAUACAUAUAUUGAUCCCUAUACAUAUACACAUACACAUUGGGAGACGUUCCUUUAGAGGAAAUAUCUAAUCCGAUAUUUCAGUUUGAGACUUACGAGUUAGCGAUUUCGGCUCAUCCAUUACUUUCAGCAUCCUUGAUAAUAUUUGAUCUACGUAGCGCAAAUUCAGUAUGUAGCUUGAUGGAAGCAAACCUAAAAUAUCCACAUUCUUUGAUCACAAGUGCGUAGAUCGACGUUCGUAGUUUUUCGCGUGUAUUGUACGAUCGACUGGAAACCUCGUUGGAAUGAAAAGUCGCGUCGUCGAAUUUUGGAAUAGAUCGAGCUCUUCGGAAAACACCGCUACGAAAUAUCAAUCGUGAAACGUGCUUUCACAUUUAUAUGUGAAAUGAGCUUGCAGCAUCCUUUGCGACAAACAGCCUGUUUUCAAUUAAUUUACGUCAAGCAUUGUACGGAUUAUCCAUGGAUGCGUGAACGAAAUCCAUAAUUUUUUUCGAGAUUCGGCGACUCGAUCAGUACCGACUUUGUACAGAGUACAUACAUUUACGUAUAGAGAGCCCCGUCGUCUAGGCAUUAUGCUAGAUAAGAAGCUUUGACUUAGUCGAGAACGAUCAUAGGCGAGGCGAAACACUGAAAGUCGAAUUGGGAACAUACGAAUUUUCUGAAGACUAAAACGACUCUAUCGAGUAUCGACGUUAGGUGAAAAGGGAGGCGAAGGCGAGGAUGAACCCUUCGGCGUUGUGCGAACUUGUUGUAUGAACUGUGCGCGUAUAGGGCGCGAACUGACCUGAUAAUUGUAUGGGAUUUGGUUCGUUGGCUCGCACUGUGUGCACGUAAUAAUAUAAUUAUUCGCUUAGAGUUGAUUCCGGCGUCGCAUCGACGGCGGUCUCCAAUCGUCCGCGCUCGAUGCGUCCGCCCGCGAAGUUUUGGAUACAUAUAUUUAUUUGUUGGAACGGCAAAGAGAGUUUAACGAUUGAUUGAUUGAUUAUAUUGAUAAAACGAUGAUUACUUGUACGACUAAGUAUUUUGUCGCACCGUGUGCACGCGGAUUCGUAAGGCGUAUAGGCAUAAAUGAUUUGUAAGACGGUGGGAAUAUAAGAUGCGACUUUUGGCUUUGACAAUAUAAUCGGAGCGAAAAAAAUCUCGAAGCUACUCGCGGAUCUAAUUUGACUUUAUACGAUGUGCGCAGAGAGUGUGUAAAGUUUUAGCGAAUUCACGGAAUCGUCGACGACGAUCGCCCCGAUUGUCGGAAACGAUGGAUUGUCAAGAAAAAAAAAAAAAAAACGAUCGAGAGACCUCUUCGAGACGACGGAUUAUUUCUGUUGUUAGAUUAUCGCGCGCGAAGGCAACUCUUGAUUGCUUAUUAUUUUAUUAAUCUCGUAGCGCGAAUUUGUAAAAUACUUCUAGUCUCGAGUAUCGCAAGCAACGGUGAUUAAAGAAAAACAAGAUUACAUUAGAUAAACGAUUGCAAAUUUUUAAGUACUCUUUAAGGUAGGAUAAAACUUGAUCGGCGCGAUGAUUGUUGUGAAUUUUUAUUCGUCGCUUCGCAGCUUGCAAUGCUAAUGCGCCGUGUCGUCGACGACGAUUUCCCUCGUUCGUCCCAUCGAACGUGUUCACUGAAUGCAACCCUAUAUGGUUGGAAGGUCCAAACGAGGAUUGAGCACAGGCCUUAGGUGCCCUCGCGACCGAAGACGACGCGAGGAUGACGUUCGGCCGAUGCGAAUCCCCUCGGUAUGCUUAAAAUACUGCGAAAUGCCUGUUCUUGUAUCAAGCCUUAAGGCUUUCGCAAUAAUAUUGUUGGCGGUAUAAUGCGGUUUCGAAAGUAUAUCUGUAUAGCGAAGAGAGGAAGAUUGCGGUAAGAUUGCGAUGGCGUGAUGUAUCGGCCCGAAUUGAUGUUCUCCAUGUUUUCUUAAAUAAAUUCGCGUUGCAAGAUGAUUUAAUUGCAACAAAUAAAUUUUAUUUGUUAAUAAUAAUAAUUUAAGAUAUUCUAAUUACACGCUCACACAUUAUUGAUUUAUAAUGCUUUAGGAACGUAUAAGAAAAUGCAGUAUAGCAUUCUUUUACAAAUUCAUAUUAAUUAGCAGUCAAAUUAUAAACAAAAAAAGCAAAGCAAUUUUCAAAAUGAACGUUAUUAGCAAUGCAAAACUAUAACUUGUUCCGUGUAAAUAAGUGUUCUUGUAGAAUACAAAUUUUCGAUGCGUGCAUCGCGAGAGACAAUUUGUCAAUUCAGGCCGAUUAGCGCUUGUGCGAGGAUCAGAUGCAAUUCUGUCGCGUGUGUAGGAAUCGUGUCAAAGGAAUGAUAGACUUCGUGCACGCGCGAGCGUCCUCGAUAAUUCCUUUUCGUGGCUGGUUCGUCGGAUCAAAGAUUUUCUCUGUAUAUUAUCUAUAUUACUAUCACACAAAUCGCGCAGUCGGUGUCGCCCACUGACGAACACGCAAAAAAAAAUGUUUCAACACAUGGCAAAACGCUCCAUGUGAUUCAUUCGUUUUCCUUGAGAAGAGAACUUUAUUUCACUAUUGUUGCACCGAUAACGAAGAAAGCGACGGAGAUUGUGAGAGAAAGAGAAAUAGAAUAUUUGUAAGC
Molecule: messenger RNA, 10655 nt
Organism: Linepithema humile (Argentine ant)
Lineage: Eukaryota; Metazoa; Arthropoda; Insecta; Hymenoptera; Formicidae
Source: RefSeq, a predicted model, not a curated record